Trichoderma virens Gv29-8 is the source of this 1001-nucleotide messenger RNA. RefSeq lists its product as uncharacterized. NCBI's taxonomy places the organism in Eukaryota, Fungi, Ascomycota, Sordariomycetes, Hypocreales, Hypocreaceae. The record is from RefSeq and is a predicted model, not a curated record. The transcript has a single exon. The coding region runs from base 20 to 961 and encodes 313 amino acids.
AUCGUCACGGGUAGCUGCAAUGUCUCAAACAAUCAAGACUGUCAGUAUCCCAAACAUUGCCUGGGAGACUGCUGCCGACAUUCUUUUCCCACCCAAUUUUGACAAUAACAAAAAGUAUCCUGCGGUCGUGAGCGCUCACCCCAUUGGCUCAUGCAAAGAGCAAACCUCGGGCAACAUCUAUGGGAAAGCGUUAGCGGAGGCAGGCUAUGUAGUUGUCGCUUUUGAUGCGUCUUUCCAAGGCGCCUCUGGUGGUGAGCCUCGCUUUAUUGAGGAUCCGGAGUUCCGCGUCUCCGACUUCCGCUUCGUCGUCGACUACAUCCAGACACUUCCCUAUGUCGACGCUGAACGAAUUGGAGUUCUUGGCAUUUGCGGUGGAGGCGGCUAUGCCAUCAACGCAGCCAUGACAGAUUAUCGGUUUAAAUGCUGCAUUGGCAUCACCCCUGUUAACUUUGGUCGUCUCUCCCGCGAAGCGUUUGGCGAAUACGACCCAGCUGGCGCCCUCGAAAAGAUGGCUAAGCAGCGUACUAUCGAGGCUCAGGGUGGACAACGCCUUGUUAUCAACUUAUUGCCGCCAACAGUCGAAGACGCCAAGAAAAUUACCACAGAUAUCGACGUCUGCGAGGCCACUGAAUACUACAAGACUUCCCGCGGUCAAACAGCCAAUGGCUGUACUAGCGGCCUAUUUUCGUUCAAUAGCGCUGCCCUCGCGUGGGAUGCCUUCAACCACGCGGAGGUACUCAUGACCCGACCUCUAAUGGUCGUAGUCGGUGAUAAGCCAGGUGGCUUCGGAGCUUACCGUGAUGCCCAAGAAGUCUAUGGCAGGGUAGGUUCUAAGGAUAAGAAGAUAGUGGUAUUGCCUGGAAUUUCGCACUACAUGCUUUACGAUAAACCCGAAGCUGUUGAUCCCGCGCUGGAACAAGUCAUCCCCUUCCUUAAGAAGCACCUAGGCGAGGUAAAUUAGGCAUAGCAAUAGCGUGGUUCUCAAUGGAAUAGUAAAUUAG